UACGAGCCGUCCUCCGUACACUGCAUCAACUUCGCUUGGACCCUUUUUCCCACUCCCGACUUCCGAUAGAACUACAUAUAGGUUGUCGCGAAAUCUGUACCCCACCAAGCAAACCACUUAUGAAUUGCCUGUUGCUCGUAUUGGAACUGUUAAGAGUAGAUACUUUGACAAAUCGUAGCAUGUCGGAAUUUCAAUCCAAAAUUCUGACGAUAUCCAACAUUAAACAUGCCAACUGAACUUACCACAGCAUCCCGUAUUCUCAUUGCAAGAGGCGGGACUUGGGCUGUAUGUACAGCUAUUCGCUUAGCCCGUCGAGGUUAUAUAGAUGUCACAAUAUUCGAUACAUACUCCAUACCAUCUCCAAUAUCUGCUGGUAACGACAUCAACAAGAUUGUGGAAGAAGGCACGAACAAUGGAAUUUCCGGCAUUGAUCAAAAAGCUCACUAACAAAUAUAGGCUCCUUUCUCGAGGAUGAAGAUGAUAUCUCUAUGAUCUCAACAAAGCAACCCGGGGUUGGUUGCCAUGAUACAAUUUUCAAACCUUACUACCAUCCAAGUGGGUACAUUGUGGCGGCGGAUAUUUCAGCUGCGUUGGAGCAGCUGGAGAAGCGAGAGACGCCUAAUUCACGGAUCGGUUUCGUGACAUUAAAUAUUGCGGGAGAGUUCAGGAAAACUAUGCUGCCGGGGGCAUUGACAGGAGAUUUUCCUGGUUGGAAGGGAGUGUUCAAAUCUUCUGAUGCCGGCUGGGUCCAUGCUCGUAAAGCCGUAAAGAGUGCAGCCAAAGAAGCGGAAUAGCUUGGGGUGAAGUUCAUUACUGGAUCACCCGAAGGCUUUGUCACUAGUCUCAUUUUCGGGGAUAGAGACGUGUUAGGCAUUAAGACUGCGGAUGGAAAGGAACAUCGGGGCGAUAGGGCAAUACUUGCAGCUGAUGCUGGAGCCGAUGCACUCUUUUGAUUUUAAAGAUCAGCUUCGGCCGACGGCUUGGACUUUAGGACACAUUAAGAUGUCAGAGGAUGAAAUAACAUUGUACAAGAACCUCCCUGUCCUUUUCAAUAUAGAAAAAUGAUUUUUUUUAUAGAGCCGGACGAAGAUAACCACGAGCUUAACAUAUGCGAUGAGCACCCUGGCUAUUGCAAUUGGGUAAGUUGAUAUUUCGUUGACUUCGGAAUCCGAUUGAAUCAUUCAAAAGACGUCAGAAAAUAAGAACAUUCAGUCCGAAUGUAUUGAAUUUGAGGUCGGAAUCUAUGAUUACUGAAAUACUGGUGGCAUUUUACGAAUAUAUGCAGCCGUUGGUGAUCCUACUCAGCUUAGUGACUAGCAGUGAGGAGACACGAGUAACCAUUGACCAAAGUAUGCUUUUAGGUUCCGGGAUCGGAUGGCAAAACUAGGAGCAUUCCAUUUGCGAAACAAAAGAUCCCAGUCGAUUCUCAAAAGAGAAUUCAAUAAUUUCUGUUAGAAAC
This is a messenger RNA of Sclerotinia trifoliorum, 1459 nucleotides long. The record is from the annotation of a GenBank genome assembly. NCBI's taxonomy places the organism in Eukaryota, Fungi, Ascomycota, Leotiomycetes, Helotiales, Sclerotiniaceae.